Molecule: messenger RNA, 2697 nt
Organism: Bolinopsis microptera
Lineage: Eukaryota; Metazoa; Ctenophora; Tentaculata; Lobata; Bolinopsidae
Product: arylsulfatase B-like
Exons: 6
Coding region: 157-2697 (846 amino acids)
Source: RefSeq, a predicted model, not a curated record
AGGAUUGAACAUUGAAAGACUGAUCUCAUUCGGAUAACAGUACUACUUUAUUUCUAGAAGCGCUAUCAGAUCAUCAAAUAGAUUCCUCACCAUCGCGCAGGAAAUCCUUUAUUGUGGGAAGCAUGUGUCAAAACUAAACUAAGAAAUUAGACAAACAUGUCGAAUAUCACGGUGGUUGUCCUCAUAUUCCUUUUCCAAACAUGCCUCACUGCUUCAACCGCUCUCCGGCCACACAUCUUGUUCAUCAUGGCAGACGAUAUCGGCUACCAGGACGCGGGUUUCAGAGGCAGCUUCAUUGCCACCCCCAAUAUAGACGCGUUGGCCACUGAAGGGGUAAUCCUGAAUCACCAUUACGUCAUGCCCCAGUGUUCUCCCACCAGAUCGGCCUUCAUGACCGGUAGAAAUGGUAUUAAAACUGGAUCCUGGUACGGCAACAUGAAGCCAGGACAGAUAGGUGGCCUGGAGGAUAGGACAAUAGGGGAGAUGAUGCAGGAACAUCAGUACAAGACCCAUUUGGUGGGGAAGUGGCAUCUUGGCAUGUCCAGUCCAGAUUAUACCCCUGUCAACAGGGGGUUUGAUACCUUCCUGGGCAUGUACCUAGGCUCCGGCGACUACUUCAAACAUCAGAACGGACGGGGUUUUGAUAUGAGGUUCAACUACCGGCAACCAGAAAACGGGCUCAUAGUUGAUAAGAUUUUAAAAAGCUAUGCAAAUGUUCAUAGCACGGAGAUUUACACGAACAGAACGAUUGACAUUUUAGAACAGCAUGUUAACCAAUAUGGCACGGGCAGUGAGGAACCUUUGUUUUUAUUUUUAUCCUACCAAGCACCGCACGGACCUUACCAAGUCCCCGAAAGAUAUAGAGCCAACCUACCGCCAUUUUUCGCAGACAAAUCCAGCCAACUUAGAACAUAUGCAGGCAUGGUAAACUUCAUGGACGAAAGUAUAGGGAGGAUACACUCAACCCUGAACCAACUGAACCUGCUGGACAACACAUUGAUCGUGUUUACCAGUGAUAAUGGAGCUAUUUUAGACGGACCCGGUAGUAAUUUCCCCCUCAGGGGUGGUAAGAAGGAUUACUACGAGGGGGGCGUCAGGGCUCUGGCUUGGGUUAAUAGUCCUCUGUUGGAUAAAACCGGAUAUAUCAACAAACAGCUCCAUCACAUCUCUGAUUGGUACCCAACGUUUGAGUUCUUAGCCACUGGAGUGGAUAAUAAUCCGGCAAGUGGCAGGCGGAAGAAAAAGAACAGAAAUUCCUAUUCCGCUAUUGAUGGGGUGAACAUAUGGGAUUCAAUUUCUGACAAUUGGGCUUGCAGAGAAACAGUGUUAAUAAAUAUACAGCGAACAGACAUGUACAACUCGAACGCAAGGAGUACUAAACGUGAUAAGAUGACAGUACACAAAGAGGGGAGUAAUCUGGCGAGACCUGAGAACGGCACGGAAAUAAUAGCUGAUAACACGGAUGAUGAUGUCAAUAUUACGGAGGAGUCCGGAGAUGGAGCCCGUGAUACUUCUACAAGUGAUACUGGAGAAGAGGCAAAUGGUGGCAAGAUGAGGGGGUCAGGGAAAGUGCCCCCUUUUAAAGAUUUGGUGGUCUACAUAUGGAAAUCAUGGAAAAUGAUCAUUGGAAACGAAAAAUCAAUCUACGCUGGCUGGAAGAACAAAAACGAGUGGACAAUCUGGAACUCGGAGGGAUACCGGAAUGACUCCCUAGACGACACUGACAACAGAGUCAUACUUUAUGAACUUAGGACAGAUCCCAGGGAAAAGAGGAAUAUAGCUUACAAAUACCCUGGAAUGGUCGAUGAGAUGAUCAGCAGGAUCAACCGGAAUCACUGGGCCGAUGUGAAGCCAAUAUCCAAGUUCAAGUACAGCGGUCGAGGUAUUUCCCAACAGUCGGUCUGGAGACCUUGGUUAAAAUCAACAGAUGGCAACGUCAUGUACCGCCUUUAUGACGAAAUUAUUACUAAAACUGAUGACGAUGAUACUGAUUCAGGAAAUACUGAAACUGAUUCAGAAGAUACUGAGUCAGGUGACACUGAUGCAGGAGAUGCUGAAAUUGAUUCAGAGGAUGCUGAAAUUGAUUCAGAGGAUGCUGAAAUUGAUUCAGAAGAUACUGAAACUGAUUCAGAAGAUACUGAAAUUGAUUCAGAAGAUGCUGAAAUUGAUUCAGAAGAUACUGAAACUGAUUCAGAAGAUACUGAAAUUGAUUCAGGUUACACUGAUUCAGGUGACACUGAUUCAGGAAAUACUGUUUCGGGUGACACUUAUUCGGCUGAUAGUGAAAUUGAUUCAGAAGAUGCUAAAAUUUAUUCAGAAGAUGCUGAAAUUUGUUCAGAAGAUACUGAAAUUGAUUCAGGUAACACUGAUUCAGGUGAUACUGAUUCAGGAGAUACUGUUUCAGGAGAUACUGAUGCAGGAGAUGCUGAAAUUGAUUCAGAAGAUGCUGAAAUUGGUUCAGGAGAUACUGAAACUGAUUCAGAAGAUACUGAUUCAGGUGACACUUAUGCAGGAGAUGCUGAAAUUGAUUCAGAAGUUGCUGAAAUUGAUUCAGAAGAUGCCGAAAUUGAUUCAGAAGAUACUGAAAUUGAUUCAGGUGACACUGAUUCAGAAGCUGCUGAAAUUGAUUCAGGUGACACUGAUUCAGGUGACACUGAUUCAGGAAAUACUGUGAUACUGAUUCAGGAGAUACUGUGA